Molecule: messenger RNA, 1419 nt
Organism: Chrysochloris asiatica (Cape golden mole)
Lineage: Eukaryota; Metazoa; Chordata; Mammalia; Afrosoricida; Chrysochloridae
Gene: IFIT2
Product: interferon-induced protein with tetratricopeptide repeats 2
Exons: 2
Biological process (GO): defense response to virus
Cellular component (GO): cytosol
Molecular function (GO): protein binding
Source: RefSeq, a predicted model, not a curated record
AUGUGUACCUAGCUUAUUGGUGAGAUCACCAGGAAUUCCUUGGAGAUCAGUCUACAACAACUGAAAUGUCAUUUCACCUGGAAUUUGUUAAAGGAAGAAAAUUCCUUGGAUGAUUUUGAAGACAGAAUAUGUAACCAGACUGAGUUUGAGAACAGUGAAUUCAGAGCCACAACAUGCAACAUACUGGCCUACAUAAAACACCUACGAGGCCAAAACGAAGUCGCCCUGGAAUAUUUACAGCAAGCUGAAGAAUUCAUUCAGAGAGAUCAUUCUAGCCAAGCAGAAAUCAGAAGUCUGAUCACCUGGGGAAACUAUGCCUGGGUCUACUAUCACAUGGGCAGACUUUUCGAAGCUCAGAUUUAUGUCAACAAGGUGAGACACGUCUGCAAGAAGUUUUCCAGCCCGUAUAGAAUUGAAAGUCCUGAGAUAGACUGUGAGGAAGGGUGGACACGGUUGAAGUUUGGAGGACAGUUUAAUGAAAGAGCUAAGGUGUGUUUUGAGAAAGCUCUGGAAAAGAAACCAAAGAACCCGGAAUUCACCUCUGGACUGGCGAUUGUGAGCUACCGUUUGGAUACCUGGUCACCUAAGCAGAACUCCGUUGACUCUCUGAAACAAGCCAUUGGGCUGAAUCCUGACAAUCAGUACGCUAAAGUUCUCCUGGCCCAAAAACUCCAAGACAUGAAUGAAGAGGAUGAAGGAGAACGUUUAGUUGAAGAAGCCUUAGAGAAAGUCCCAUGUGCAACAGAUGUGCUUCGCAGCGCUGCAAACUUUUAUCGAAGAAAAGGUGCCCUGGACAAAGCUAUAGAAAUACUUAGAAAGGUUUUAGAAAGUUUGCCAAACAAUGCCUACGUUCAUUACUACACUGGGUGCUGCUACAAGACAAAAGUCCUCCAAAUACAGAAUGAAAGGUAUGGGAAAAAAGAGAAGUUACUGGAAGUAAUAGAACAAGCCAUGAUUCAUUUAAAGAAAGCAGAAUCACUCAAUACGAAUCUACCCAAUAUCUACUCUUACCUUGCCAGCCUCUGUGCUCAAGCCAAUCAGUAUGAGGAAGCAGAUUAUUACUUCCAAAAAGAAUUCAGCAAAGAGCUUAAUCCUGUGGUGAAACAGCUGCUGCAUCUGCGAUACGGCAACUUUCAGCUGUAUCAAAUGCAAUGUGAAGAAAAGGCCAUCCAGCAUUUUAUAGAGGGCAUGAAAAUAAACCAGAGAUCAAAGCCAAAAGAAAAAAUUAAAAGCAAGCUGCAAAGAAUUGCUAAAAUGCGGUUAGCUCGAAACAGUAAUGAUUCUGAGGCUUUGCGUCUCUUGGAGGUCCUUGAGUUGGACAGAGAAAUGCAGCCAGCAGAUAAAGAAUGUGAGAAGAGUUUGGACUCCACCAGCCUCCUCCCUUCAGCUUCUAUAGCUGAGGCAAGGAAUGAGGAAUAG